This is a messenger RNA of Brassica oleracea var. oleracea, 903 nucleotides long. RefSeq lists its product as uncharacterized. NCBI's taxonomy places the organism in Eukaryota, Viridiplantae, Streptophyta, Magnoliopsida, Brassicales, Brassicaceae. The record is from RefSeq and is a predicted model, not a curated record. The transcript has a single exon. The coding region runs from base 1 to 903 and encodes 300 amino acids.
AUGAUUUGGAGACUAUUUACGGAAGCUGGUUCGAUUUGGACUACGUGGGUGAAGCAGUAUUUACUUCGUGAGGAGUCCUUCUGGGAUGUUAUAGAAGGCCAUUCAGGCUCCUGGGUCUGGAAAAAGUUGCUCCAGCUUCAUUCUCUUGCAAAACGGUUCAUUCGUAUGGAGGUUCACAAUGGGAAAUUAGUGCGGUCCUGGUCUGAUGUUUGGCACCCUAUCGGGAGAUUGAUUGAGGUUGUUGGUGACCAAGGUCGGCUGAAGCUCGGUAUUGCUAGAACGGCUUGUAUUGCUGAUGUACUUCUGGGAAAUGAUUGGAGGUUUAGAAACACAAGGGACAAGAAUGUUCAAAAUAUGAUCCAACAAGUGAGAGAUUUCCGGUUGGUGCUUGAGGAGAGCGUUGAGGAUUCAGUUCUUUGGAAAUCCAAUGAUAAAACCUAUGGGAAAGUAUUCUCUGUUUCAUCCACCUUGGAAAUGGUUCGGGUGCGUCGAGAACAUGUCCCUUGGCACAGGCUGCUGUGGUUUGCGCAAGGGAUUCCACGAUUCGCAUUCAUUGUUUGGCUAGCGAUUAGAGACCGGCUCUCUACUGGAGUUAAAAUGCGUGCAUGGGAUCAGGUCCAAGGCCGUCUGUUCUGUGGUGAGCAGGAAGAGACCAGAGACCACCUAUAUUUCGUGUGCCCUUACACCUAUACCCUCUGGUUGGAGGUGAUCGGUACCCUUCUGCAGCCUGCUCCAACCCCAUAUUGGGAGGAGAAUGUAAACGCUAUUAUGGCAGGUUCACAUGAUCGAGACUCUCUUUCCAGGUAUCGAUCUAUUAUAUAUGGCGAAAAAGAAAUGAUAGAAGACACAGCCGGCCUCCUCAACAGGUGGGUCAGCUUGCAAAGAUCAUUGAUAAAACCGUAA